Messenger RNA from Dicrocoelium dendriticum, 829 nucleotides. The record is from the annotation of a GenBank genome assembly. NCBI's taxonomy places the organism in Eukaryota, Metazoa, Platyhelminthes, Trematoda, Plagiorchiida, Dicrocoeliidae.
AUUGAUGGAAAAUUUCCGAAUCUGGCUGCGACAUGAAGCGCGCGACCAAACUGAACAACAGCAAAAGCAAAAUUUCCUAGCUUCUCUGCGUCGUUUGUCGUUCGUCUUGGAAGUGAAAAGCUUCUUGUCGAUGCGAACGAAGCUAACGACACCGGGUCAGGAUAAACUGCGUUGCAAAAUGUCCGAGGUUAUUUAUGAAAAGUAUCUUAACCUCCGAAACCCCGAUUCUCUAGAAAUACCUGAAUUACUUAUUGAAAAACUGGAAAGUGAAAAACCGAGGCCUACUUCGGCCACCUUGCAAUGGGCAUGGGAUCAACAAUGCACUAUAUUGGAUCCAGUGUUCCAGCAAUACUUGCAGAUUUUAUCCGGGCUGCUUAAAAUAUCUCCCGAGGGUCUGUUGAAAAUGUCGGAGGAUGCACUGACCGCACUGUUGGCUUCACACGCGGAACACAUUUCUGCACGUGACCAAGCCCAUUUCGUCUCUCGUGUGCGUCCAACCGAAGAAGAUAAAAACACGUUGGAAGCGGCUCUUCGGUCCUGCAGCCUCAUGCCCUUGACUUUCCAAAUUGUGUUGUUCUAUCAAUAUCUCAUUCGUUGCAGCCACCAAGACGAUCUGCCGAUGCUCGAACAAAACUUGAUCUUUGAACUUGAGCUUGUGCGAUUUCAAGAAAUGUGUCAUGGCAAAGUCCACAAUUCUGUGUUAAAACAAAAGCUAACCUGCCUGUUGCUGACUUUUCUUGAAUCUGCUAUCCCGCCACAGGUUCAGGUAAGUCUCGAGAUAUCUAUGGAACUUUUUUUGGUGUAUUUGUUACAUUACUGGGUCAGGUAA